UUUAAUUAGUUAAAAUAAUAGAUUAAAAUAGUAUAAAAACCAGACGACAUUUUAUAAAUCUCGCGUUUUAUACGAGAACGGCAUCGAGAUUUUAGGUAAUUUUUCUUUCCGUAUGAUUAAUAAGCGGCAGUAUUAAAAAAUGCUCAUAACAUCAUGAUAAUGAUUUAAAAUAUAGACAGAGAGGCACGAUGUUUCGAUAGAUCAAAAUUAUGAUUCAAGUGUCAGAAUGAGGAUAGCGCAUAUGUCAUAGCACAUGCGUGGUGUUCAUUCCUGUGCGGCGCUGGAGUAGCAACUGAACUGGCUACUCAGUCGUCAUCGCAGUGAUAGUACAAACAAGACUUUUAAAAAUGGUUUCUGACAAUCUCAGCUCUUCGCUUUCUACAGACAGCGAUAUGACCAGCACCGACAUGGAUGACGCAGAUGAUCAUUUAAAACUCCCCACCACAUCGAACAUGUAAAAAUCAACAGUUAAACGUGUUCUGGUCGCCAGCUAUACGGCGAACACUCCAGAUAUCCGAGACUAUGAACUCUCAUCUCGCAAGCUUAAUCUAUAUAAAGAACGGCAGCUGAAAGCAGUGUCAUGGCGGCUGGAGAAACAGAAGUCGACGUGGAUGGAUUCGGAACGACGACAACCCUAACUCCUCAUCAAGAGUGUAUGAAAGUUAGAAAAUGGUGGUGCUUUUUGCUGUCAAGUAUAUUCACUUUCCUUGCAGGUCUGUUCAUUAUUCUUUUAUGGAGGGCAUUCGCCUUCCUCUGUUGUCGGAAGGAAAAGCCAACUCAGGCCAAACAAAAACAAGAACGUGACUUAAAAGGAGCUAAUAAAACACCCGGAGAAACAGAAAUCGGAUUUAUGACCGAAGCUAAAGAUUGGGCUGGUGAAUUGAUCUCUGGCCAAUCAACUACUGGUAGAAUACUAGUAGUAUUGGUAUUCCUCCUCAGUAUAUCUUCAUUAAUAAUCUACUUCAUCGAUGCUUCCCGUACCGGACAUUCUACGAAAGGGGAUGGCGUCGAGAUGUGUCAGUCCUGGGCAACAAACACAACACAGCAAAUAGACCUUGCUCUGAAUAUAUUUUUUAUGGUGUACUUUUUUAUACGUUUUAUAGCUGCCAGUGACAAGUUAUGGUUCAUGCUGGAACUUUAUUCUUUCGUCGAUUAUUUUACCAUUCCACCGUCCUUUGUCUCCAUAUAUCUUGACCGUACAUGGAUUGGUUUACGGUUUCUGCGUGCUUUGCGGUUAAUGUCUGUGCCCGAUAUCUUGCAAUAUCUGAACGUGCUCAAGACUAGCAGUUCUAUACGCCUAGCCCAAUUGGUGUCCAUUGUGAUCAGUGUCUGGCUGACAGCAGCGGGUAUUAUCCACCUAUUAGAAAACUCAGGAGAUCCACUGGAUUUUGCUAAUCCUCAAAGCUUAACUUACUGGGAAUGUGUUUAUUUCCUUAUUGUCACUAUGUCCACGGUAGGUUAUGGUGACAUUUGCUGCAAGACGACCCUCGGAAGAGCGUUCAUAGUCUUCUUUAUCCUUGUGGGCUUGGCCGUGUUUGCUAGCUGCAUACCAGAAAUCAUAGACCUGAUUGGUUCCCGACCUAAAUAUGGUGGUACCUUCAAGUCAGAAAGAGGAAGAAAGCAUAUCGUGGUCUGUGGACAUAUUACGUACGAAUCGGUAUCCCAUUUCCUGAAGGAUUUCCUCCAUGAAGACCGUGAGGAUGUGGAUGUUGAAGUGGUCUUCUUGCACAGGAAGCCUCCAGAUUUGGAACUCGAGGGUUUGAUCAAGCGACAUUUCACCACGGUAGAAUUUUUUCAGGGGAGUGUGAUGAAUCCAAUCGAUCUCCAGAGAGUCAAGGUCCACGAGGCAGAUGCUUGCUUAGUAUUAGCCAACAAAUACUGUCAGGACCCGGAUGCAGAAGAUGCAGCCAACAUCAUGAGAGUAAUAUCCAUCAAAAAUUAUUCAGAUGACAUAAGAGUCAUAAUUCAGCUCAUGCAAUAUCAUAACAAGGCUUAUCUCUUAAAUAUACCAAGUUGGAAUUGGAAACAAGGUGAUGACGUCAUCUGCGUUUCGGAACUAAAACUCGGUUUUAUCGCUCAGAGCUGUUUAGCUCCUGGCUUUUCCACAAUGAUGGCAAAUUUAUUCGCCAUGAGGUCUUACAAAACGUCUCCGGAUAUGCCAGCCUGGCAGAAUGAUUAUUUGUGCGGAACUGGGAUGGAAAUGUAUACAGAAAACUUAUCGCCUUCUUUUACUGGAAUGACAUUUCCCCAGGCUGCAGAAUUGUGCUUCGUCAAGUUGAAGUUGUUAUUAUUAGCAAUUGAAGUUCCGAACGAAGACAAUACCGACACAAAAAUUGCCAUAAAUCCUAAAAAGAAAGUUAAAAUACAAACCAAUACACAGGGGUUCUUUAUAGCCCAGUCGGCUGACGAGGUUAAAAGAGCCUGGUAUUACUGUAAAAACUGUCAUGAAGAUAUUAAAGAUGAAAAGUUAAUUAAGAAAUGUAAAUGUAAAAAUCCAGUCCGAUGUCCAGUCGCACUAUUUAAGAAAGGAGUGAGAGCAGUCCAAGUUGUAGGAAGAGCAAACGAAAACCUAAACAACUCCACAUUUCCCACUUUUACGCCUCCCGAAAUCCCCAAAAGAGUAAAAUUACGAGCCGACGUGACUAAAGAGCACGGAGAUGGAUUCAGCAAUUUGCAGUCUCAAACUAGUAUGAUAAGACACGGAGGAGCAAGCGGACGUCCAAGAAAUACAUCUAGUAGUAAAACUCGUCCACAUGGUAAUCCAACAACUCCUCUAACAUCUCCGAAUAAUCGUGGAGCGGGUGGAGGCGGUCAUUCCGCUCCCGGUACAUUUUCCAGUCCGGUUACGGGCACACCACAAGCCUUACGGACAACUGGUUCCAACAUGUAUGCUGGCUUACACCUUGCCUAUGAAGUAAAAAAGCUCAUGCCUACUAGUAGACCAACUGGCAGCAACGGACCAGCUAAUCAGGAUCGAUCGUUUUCUGUCGGUCUAGCUGACGAUCAGGCCAAGGAUUUCGAUUUUGAAAAAACCGAAAUGAAAUAUGAUUCCACGGGAAUGUUCCAUUGGUGUCCUGCCAGAGCAAUUGAAGAUUCUAUUUUGGAUCGAAAUCAAGCAGCUAUGACAGUUCUGAACGGACACGUGGUUGUGUGUCUUUUCGCCGAUCCCGAUUCACCUUUAAUUGGUUUAAGGAACCUCGUCAUGCCUCUCCGUGCAAGUAAUUUCCACUACCACGAACUCAAACAUGUGGUCAUUGUAGGCAAUGUCGACUAUCUGAGGCGAGAGUGGAAAAUGUUACAAAACCUUCCCAAAAUUUCUGUACUUAAUGGAUCUCCUUUGAGUCGAGCUGAUUUACGUGCGGUUAAUAUUAACUUAUGUGAUAUGUGUGUCAUCUUGUCAGCGAAGAUACCCAGCAGCGAAGAUCCUACUUUGGCUGACAAAGAAGCCAUUUUAGCUUCACUUAACAUUAAAGCCAUGACGUUCGAUGACACAAUCGGCGUUCUAACCAAUAAUCCUAGCGGUCCCGAUGGUUUGUCACCCCUUGGAAGUCCUAUUGUUUUACAGAGAAGAGGAUCGGUUUACGGAACAAAUGUUCCGCUUAUCACAGAACUCAUUAAUGACACAAAUGUCCAAUUUUUGGACCAAGACGAUGACGAUGACCCUGACACAGAAUUAUAUCUUACUCAACCAUUUGCGUGCGGAACUGCGUUUGCAGUCAGUGUUUUAGAUUCACUGAUGAGCACAACAUAUUUUAACGCUAACGCACUGACUCUAAUACGAUCGUUAGUGACUGGUGGUGCUACGCCGGAGCUAGAAUUAAUUUUAGCAGAAGGAGCGGGUCUUCGAGGUGGUUACAGCACCGCUGAAUCGCUUACGAAUCGGGACAGGUGUCGAGUGGGUCAAAUUUCACUUUAUGACGGUCCUCUGGCACAAUUUGGGGAGGGUGGCAAUUACGGAGAUUUGUUCGUUUCCGCAUUGCGCAGUUACGGAAUGCUUUGCAUCGGUCUCUGCCGGUUUAGGGAUACAAGUUCCUCUUGCGAAGCUUCUUCCAAGCGUUACGUCAUCACUAAUCCACCCGCAGACUUUACACUUCUCCCUACGGACAUGGUAUUCGUUCUUCUACAGUUCGAUCCCGGGUUGGAAUACAAACCGAAUCGUGGUGAAGAGAUGAAGGACGAUAACUCUUGACUCUUGCACUGUAGCGCCUUGACUGAUGGGCCGUACUCCUUCAUUUAACGAGAACGAACCAAAAUCGAUAUGGGGAGAAACAUUUUAUUUUGUAUCCCAAAUGCUUUUAGGUUGUCCACAACCUAAGACUCACAAUGGGUUCUAAAACUGAAGAACCCUACAGUCAAGGUUGCUACAGUUCCAUUACCAGCAUUCCAAAACACGCACGCGCGCGUGUAAAUUUUAAAGGCAGCAGCAAUACCGACGCGGUAUCGACUCGAAUGGAGUAGAUGCCACUUAUAUAUCUAUACAUACUGUACAUGUAUAUAUAUAUAUAUAUAUGAUUAUACAUAAACAUUGUCCUUUCUACCCCUGCCGUCGGCACGUGUACAGAGAUUUACACGCAUGUACAAUCGAAGAUGGCAGGAAAUUAGUCGAGGCAAAGAUUGUGUUUGGAAUGGAGGAGUUAUCAGGAAUCGAGCCCUUAACCUCCGCUCCUGUGGCGAUUGUGUAUACCUGUGCCUCCCGAGGACGGUGGCCUGAAACUCCUCCUCCAAUCUUUGUCGGAAGUCGUGGUGUAGGGUAGCCACUACCAACCGGUCCACCGUCUCUGGUGGUACAGAACUAUGUAGCACGACCGUUCAGGUUAAGGAACAACUAUUCUCCAGUUCAAAGUCGCACUCGGGUUCGAUUGCCGGGUUAUGUUAGUGGUUACCUCUUUUUCAUUUAUAAACUCAUAGUGGAUGAAAAAGAAUCUUAAGAAAAAAAAAAAACUCAUUUUUCAAGCUUCUAAUUCCCCGCUUCGUAUUAAGAAAGAUGCAAUCACACACACAAAAAAGAAACUUUUAGAAUUAUACGGUGCUGGUUUAGCUUGAGCAGUUGCCUUCUAUGUCCAACUAGUUUUAAAAAUUUAGUCUUACGCGGUUUACUAUUACAGUAAUAUAGUUCAAAUAAUAAGUAAGAAGAGAUGAUGCAGGGGAAAAAUUAUAGUUCAAAAUGGACACAAUUUAGGGCCCAGAAAUGCAGAUUUAGGAUUAGGGUAAGGAAAGUAGCAUUCAUCUCAUGCGGGGAGUUUCGAUUUCUCUAUUGUAUUUCUCUCUAUCUAUCUCUGUUUCGGCUCAGACAAGCAUCUCAAAAUGGUGAUCUUCAGCAGCCAUUAGCUUUAACUGUUCUACACCUCCACAAAUAGUUGUGUAUCACCCCUCAGAAUGAGAAUGGGACUGUUCGUUACCGAGGUAAUUUAUCUGUACAGUUUGAGAUGGUUACUAAUAAAAUAAGUCAUGUUGACACUUUCACUUCAGGCUUUUCAAUGUUUACAUUUGAUCACACACGCGUACCGAAACGGUGUUGCGUGUAUUCUCGUGUCGCCAUCUGGUGUAAAGAAUUGUAAAACUUUAAAUAUCUAUAACGUAAACUACCGUUUUGCGGGUGAUUCAGAUGACGAAGUAAUGCUUCAUAAAAUUGAAACAGUUGUUAAAUUAUGACUUUACAAAACAUAACACACGUAUGAACCCAUAAAACUAGAAGUAUAUAAUCUUUAAACUUGCAAAAUUUCAGCACCUUUAUAACCAUACAAACUACUCGAUGGUUGAGACGUGUAACGUCCGAAUGUUAGAAUAAUUUAUAAAAAUUGAUUGCUCUUAUCGCUAAUUUAUGCGAUAAACUCGCUAAUAA
Messenger RNA from Centruroides sculpturatus (bark scorpion), 5842 nucleotides. Its product is annotated as calcium-activated potassium channel slowpoke-like. Bases 581 to 4189 code for a protein of 1202 amino acids. Gene Ontology annotation, cellular component: postsynaptic membrane. The record is from RefSeq and is a predicted model, not a curated record. The transcript is spliced from 31 exons. Gene Ontology annotation, molecular function: large conductance calcium-activated potassium channel activity. Gene Ontology annotation, biological process: transmembrane transport; potassium ion transport. NCBI's taxonomy places the organism in Eukaryota, Metazoa, Arthropoda, Arachnida, Scorpiones, Buthidae.